Molecule: messenger RNA, 1737 nt
Organism: Fusarium vanettenii 77-13-4
Lineage: Eukaryota; Fungi; Ascomycota; Sordariomycetes; Hypocreales; Nectriaceae
Exons: 6
Coding region: 1-1737 (578 amino acids)
Biological process (GO): oligosaccharide catabolic process
Molecular function (GO): alpha-amylase activity
Source: RefSeq, a predicted model, not a curated record
AUGCCCUCCGCCACAUCAGUACCAAACGCCAGCCCCGUUUCCGAGGCCUGGUGGAAGGAAGCCUCAGUCUACCAAAUUUACCCUUCUUCUUUCAAAGAUUCCAAUGGAGAUGGCGUCGGCGAUAUCCCCGGUGUGAUUGAGAAGCUUGACUACCUCAAGCAACUCGGUGUCGACAUCGUCUGGGUGUGCCCCAUCUACCCAUCUCCCAAGGUUGACAUGGGUUACGAUGUCGCCGACUAUUGUGAUAUUGAUCCACAGUAUGGAACCUUAGGGGAUGUGGAGAGGUUGAUUGAGGGUCUCCAUGAUAGGGGGAUGAAGUUCCUCAUGGACCUUGUCGUUAACCACACAUCAGAUCAGCACAAGUGGUUCCAAGAAUCAAAAUCAUCUCGAGACAACAACUACCGUGACUGGUACAUCUGGCGCAAGCCUAGAUACGACAAAGACGGCAAGAGACAACCUCCUAACAACUGGGGUUCAUUCUUUGGAGGUAGCGCCUGGGAAUACGAUGACGCAACCGACGAAUAUUAUCUCCAUCUGUUUGCCAAGGAACAGCCUGAUCUCAACUGGGAACACCCCCCUGUCCGCAAUGCCGUUCACGACAUUAUUCGGUUUUGGCUAGACAAGGGUGUCGAUGGAUUCCGCAAGACCCCCGGACUUCCAGACGCAGAGGUGACGAUCCCCUCGGCCAAGUACCAGAGCGGUGUCGAGCACUUUGCCUGCGGUCCGAGACUCCACGAAUAUCUACAAGACAUUGGGAAGAUCCUGAAGGAGUACAAUGCUUUUUCAGUUGGAGAGAUGCCCUCAGUUCAAGAUCCCAAGGAGGUUAUCAAGAGCGUUGGAGAGAGCCGAGGAGAGUUGAACAUGAUUUUCAACUUUGAGAUCGUGGAUAUGGACCACGGCGACCAAGGCAAAUUCUCCCCCAGAAAGUGGGCCAUGGCAGAUCUCAAGUCCAUCGUCGACAAGUGGCAGACCUUUAUGUACAAGAACCGCGGCUGGAACGCGUUGUACCUGGAGAACCACGACCAAGCGAGGACAAUCUCUCGCUGGGCAUCUGACAAACCCGAGUUUCGAACCCUUGCUGCCAAGAUGUUUGCCACGUUCCUCUGCUUCCAGAGCGGGACCGUCUUUGUCUAUCAGGGUCAGGAGCUGGGUAUGGCUAACAUGCCUGAGUCGUGGGAUAUCUCUGAGUAUCGGGACCUUGAGACCUUGAAUCACUGGGAAGAGCUCAAAGAGACGGUUGGACCGGAUUCCGCAGCUUUGGAUAUUGCCCGGAAGGAAUACCAGCUCAAGUCUCGUGAUCAUGCCAGACUCCCUGUCCAGUGGGAUUCGAGCCCAAAUGCCGGCUUCUCGACAGGCACCCCCUGGAUCAGGGUCAACGACGAUUACAAGACCUGCAACGCCGCAGCCCAGGUUUCCGCAGCGGGCAGCGUCUUUGAAUACUGGCGAUCGACUCUGGCUCUGCGCAAAGAACUGCGUGACAUCUUCGUGUACGGCGAUUUCGAACUCCUCGAUCCACAACACGAAGACGUCUUUGCCUACUCCCGAUCGAGGGGCGACCAGAAGGCGAUGGUUGUGUGUAACUUCAGGGAGACUCCUGUCACCUGGGCUGUGCCUGCGUCUGUGAACCUGUCGUCUGCCGAGGUCUUGCUGUCCAACUAUCCAGAGGUGGAUGUCACACGGGACAAGUUGGCUCUUCGCCCAUUCGAAGCUUUUGUUGUUUCAGUCAAGGCGGAAUAG